Messenger RNA from Symbiodinium pilosum, 1179 nucleotides. The record is from the annotation of a GenBank genome assembly. NCBI's taxonomy places the organism in Eukaryota, Dinophyceae, Suessiales, Symbiodiniaceae.
AUGGUGGGCGCAAGCGUGCUGAGCCUUCCUCGCAUGGUGGCCAACAACGGCUGGGUGCUUGGUCCGACGAUGGUUGUCUUCGCAGGCGCUGUCUCAUUUCGUGCCUGCAUUCUUGUCGACCGAGCUCUUGAGGCCAUGGCCAUAGCACAUGGCCAACAUCCCAGAAACAUUGGGGAUGUUGUGCAGGAGUGCUUCGGUCAAGUGGGACGGCGCGCCGUAUUGAUUCUCACGGGCAUCUUCCAGAUCAGCAAGUGUGGUGUUUACUUCGUCGUCAUUGGAACCAACCUGAACUACAUUGCUGGCUGGGUCUCGCAGCGCGUGUGGGCAGUGACAGGUGCCGUUCUUUGUAUGCGCUUGAUCUUUGUGCGGGAUAUCACGGUCAUAUCCAGAUGGUCGAUCAUUGGUGUCCUUGCAUCCGUAUGUUACCUUUUCACCAUCACUGCUGGAGGGUUUGAAGCUGCAACGCAUCCCGGUGAACAUGGGACGGCGAGGUGGCCGGAAACCUACAGUGACAUCUUGGCUGAUUUUGCCGUCAUGGUCUACGCAUACUCUCCGGCAGAUGUGUUGCCAGUCAUGAAGCAUGAUAUGAAGGAGCCAGAACAGUUGCGGUGGGCUUUGAAGAUAUCAUUCCUGGCGGUCAUCUCCAUCUACGUUGGACUGGGCUCAGUUGCGUUUCUUGGUUGGGGCGAAGAUGUUGCUGGCAACAUUUUGCUUUCCAUGUGUGAGCGGCCUGGUUGCCCCGGCAACGUUGCGGAAUCAGAAACUCCUGGUCAGAAGUGGAUUCUCGGAUACCUUCUGGCAUGCGCUGUCGUGUCCAACUUGAUGGUGACGGCUCCCGUCGUAUUGUAUUGUGUUUUCCGAGUCCUCGAAGCCGAGCACUCCCAUCUCCUGUCCAACUCCAUCAUCAACGGCAGCGUGCGCGUUGUUGCCGUGAUGGGUGCAUUGCUGCUUGCCUUGUUCAUGCCGUACUUCACUGAAAUCCUUGCUGUGAUUUCAACCGGCUUGUUAACGAUUCUGCAAGUCUUUGUGCCAGUGGCCGUGACUUUCGGCCUCAGCCGGCAGGGCAUUGUUGCUUUUGGCGCCGCAGAGGCGAUGCUUGGCCUCCUUGGCCUGUGUAUGUUCACCGUGGGCAUGUCUAGCGCGUUGCGGAAUUUAUAUGAGGCACUCACCAGCAGCUGA